This is a messenger RNA of Bipolaris sorokiniana ND90Pr, 2884 nucleotides long. RefSeq lists its product as uncharacterized. The record is from RefSeq and is a predicted model, not a curated record. Lineage: Eukaryota; Fungi; Ascomycota; Dothideomycetes; Pleosporales; Pleosporaceae. Gene Ontology annotation, biological process: positive regulation of transcription by RNA polymerase II. Bases 436 to 2691 code for a protein of 751 amino acids. Gene Ontology annotation, cellular component: nucleus. The transcript has 5 exons. Gene Ontology annotation, molecular function: transcription cis-regulatory region binding; DNA-binding transcription factor activity, RNA polymerase II-specific; zinc ion binding.
UCGCCGGCCCCCCCCCCUUUUUUCUGGUUCUAGAUCGGUGCUGCAUAUGCCUCCGUCGCCAGCUUUCUCUGGUGUCGCGCAGUCUACCUGGUCCCGUGUGUGGCCAUCACUCAGGGUUACCGGAGACGUAGUUGAACCGCCUGUCCUAGCUGCUAGCUGGGGGCCUGCACCCGCGCGCCCAAACCAGCCUGCAUUAGACUAACCCACGGCUCCGGCAAGCCUGCUCCUACUUCUAUAUCCUUUCACUUUCCCGUACCUGACGCCCGAGCCAUUGUCACACCCGUUAACACGGCGAUCGACCUCGGACCCUUGCACCUGAAUGACGUGGGUCCUCUUCCUGCAACCACUAUCCUCACCAGUCUUCCAUCAUUGCCACCACUUUCUCUUGCCCUCUCCCUGACUGCGCGGUCUCUCCCCCCUCGUCCCUCACAAGACAUGUCUGGAUACUACCCCCCGCCAGGCCACAGCAUCCCGCCCCAAUACUACAACAUCGACCAAAACUCGAUCCCCAACAAUAACAACAACGGUAAUAGCAACAACAAUAACAUUCAGCAUGCCCCGCAGACGGUGAUCGGACAUGGCUCCUAUCCCAUGGCCAUGCCAGACAACCCCUUCCAGCCAGGAGCUUCCGGUCCUUUCAUGCAAUACGAAAACAUUGGCCAGCCCAGUUAUCCUGAUCAAUAUGAUGAUGCAUCUGGCCCCAUCGGCUCAGUCCAUGCCGCCAACAGUCGCGCGCGUCGCCGACCGGCGCCUGGCGAGCAAGUAAAGCACCGCAGAACACGGAGCGGAUGCUUUACCUGCAGGCAGCGGAGAGUCAAGUGUGACGAAAACCAUCCCGUCUGCGAGAGGUGUCACAAGGGAGGUCGCGAAUGCAUCUAUCCCGACUCACAAUCCAGUCAGAAAUCUACCCGCAGCGGCUCCAAAUCUGCAAAGUCUUCCUCUGCCGACAACAUCUCGUCACCCGAGGACCGUGAAGAAGAUGCCAAAGAACGUCUGCCUUCCAUAAGGGAUGAAGAUGAGGAAGAAGACUACGUCGACUAUGACGACGACGAUACGUCAAGAAGCCAAGACAACCGCGACUCGUCUUACACCCCUGGCUCGAACCUCGACCAGAGUGUCUCCCCAUCGACCGAGGCCUCAUCUACUGUCCCGCCCAUUGUACGGCCAUCACUGUCCCGGAAAGGAAGUGCGCAACCCGCGAAGCCCGCCCAGGGCUCGACCCAAGACCUCCAGUUCUAUCUCAACUACUUCCGCAACCACAUGAGUGUCCAUCACUACUCGCUCAAGCGCGACACACGUGGCUGGCUCAAAGGCGAUUUUAUGCAUUGGGUUAUGAGAUUUGAGCCUCUCAAAUAUGCCGUUGCGGGAUAUGCUGCAUAUUUCCAUACCCUAUCCCAGCCUGACGGUCGCAUAUCGACGUUCCUUCAGUUCUAUAAUGAGUCGGUCUCGCGCUUGCGCAUGGCAAUUGAGAAGAACAAGAAGCAGGGUCUUGCUACUUUCUUGACCAUAUUGCAGCUGGCAAGCAUAGAGGAAAUGCUUGGUGACUGGGUCAAUCUCAUGGGCCACCAGAAAGCUGCAUUUGACAUGCUCACACGCCUCUUUACACCACAGAGCAUCACAAAGUCGGAUUUCCUGUCCAAGGUACUUCUUUGGUACAUUCGAUUCGAUCUAUUCGUUGGCUUCCAAUCGGGCGGAGAGGCAACAUUAGGCCGGGAAUGGUACGAGGCUGCCCACGAAUCAUACGUUCAAAAAGUCAAAGAAAGCCCAGACGACCUGGGGAUGCAAUACGAAGAGCGCUUUGCGUAUUCCCGGCUGGUAGCAAAGGACUCGAACGAUCUUUUCGCAAGGACCAGUAAAGGACUGGUCAGUCCUCAAGAAUUCAUGGCUCAAUUGCCCGCGCUUCAAGAAAGAAUGGAAUCCUUGCCGAAAAGCAUUCCCCAGGUUUUGCUAGAUCCAAGUCACAAGGUUCAUAGCAUCCCUGGAACCCCAGAUUCCGACGACAUCACCAAUCCUUACGAACCAGACAUCAUUUGGGGUGGGCCAUUGUGGACGACAAAUUUCUUAUUCAUGGACAUAUGGGGCCUCCAGUUCAUGUACGCCAUAUCGUCGUCGAUGGCGUUGAAGCAGCCCAUAGAUCCCGAGUACAAUAAAUUGGCGUAUCAGGCAGUACAGAUGUUUGAGGCCAUGUGCGCCUAUCCAGACGCUCCUCCAGGCGCCCUACUAGAGGCUCAAGUCAGCUUUGCAAUUGCCGUCUUGUUUCUGCCCAAGGACCAAAAGACCAUGCAGUGGAUUCGUCGGGCGUUUACCAAGAUUGAAGCAUCAGGAUACAUCUACUCUGACGUUCUCCGUAACCGUAUGCUUGAAUCCAUGGGGGCCCCGCCAUCAGAUUGGUGGCUCCCUGACGACGAAGGGUGCCCCCCUAUCAUUCGCUCAAUCAAGGACUUUAUCAAGGACCGCACACAGGCGCCAAAAGAUCAAGUCUCCGAGGACUUGCGCGAGAUGCGCGGCAUUUUCAAUUCGCUCACCAUAUCCGACUCGCCGACGUCUGACAACAUGACGGUCACGAGUACCGACGGCUUGGGCUCUGCAUACGGUUCUCCAGAUUGGCAUUCGGGCUACGGAAGUGAUCGGAAGUCGUCCAUCGCGGAGAGUUACUCGCCUGUUGUACCAAGGCAAUACUCUGUACAGUAACGUGGCUUACUCGCAUGAAGCUACCUGCGCUAUGAAGACGCUUGCAAUGAAGUAAUUGGGAGGCGCAUGUUUUGUUGGUACCAAAAGACGCUUAUCGGUCUGCCCAUGUCUCUUGAUGCAGCGCCUGUGUAUAUCGCAAUAAAGGACAUGUUCUACCUGAAACACUCUACUCUUCUGGUCUUUCCGGAGUUGU